AUGAAUAUGUUGUUGUCUUAUUUCACUCUUGUUUUAGCAUGCGGUAUUGCGUUUGCUAUUCCCAGUCGAGAAAAUACAUUACUCGAACGAAUGAGAAUUCUCGGUCCAUUGGCUUAUGCGGAUAGUCGUAUAGGUUUUACAUGUACGGCAUUAGAGCCAUCACCAACUGUUCCUACUUCAGUUCAUGCUUUACGACCAUCUGAUAUUAAACAUAUUGCUGCUAUUGGUGAUAGUUUGACUGCAGCUAAUGGUGCCAAAGCAGUCACUAUUAUUGGUCUUCUCAUCGAAUAUCGUGGUGUUUCAUGGAGCAUCGGUGGUGAUUCUGAUCUUACUAAAGUUGUUACUUUAGCCAAUAUUAUUAAAAAAUAUAAUAGAAAUCUUAAUGGUUUCUCAACCGGUACUGGUAAUCAAAAUGCAACAAAUGCUUUGUUCAAUGUUGCUAAACCAGGUGCUGUUUCAGCUGAUAUGCCAGGUCAAGCUAAUAUGUUAGUUAAUCGAAUGAUUGAAAAAUUAGGCCCUAGUAGAUUCAAUUCAGAAUGGAAAUUAGUAACAUUCUUCAUUGGUGGUAAUGAUCUUUGUUCUUAUUGCGAAGAUACUAGCCGUUAUAGUGCAGCAACUUAUACAAAUAAUGUUAAAACAGCACUUGAUAUAUUACAUAGUAGAAUGCCACGUACUCUUGUUAAUUUUGUUACUGUUCUUAAUGUUGCUGAACUCGAAGAUUUACAUGAAGGUGCUGUCUGUCAAAAUAUGCAACUAUUUCUAUGUGAUUGUGCUAUUAAGAAGGAGACACGUGAAAUGGUUCGUCUUGCUAAUCUUGCAUAUCAAAAAGCAACAAAUGAGUUAAUUGAUUCCGGUAUUUAUGAUACAAGAGAUGAUUUUACUGUUGUUCGUCAACCAUUUAUGGAACAUAUGAAAGUUCCUACAGCAUCUAAUGGCAAACCUGAUUUUUCAUAUUUCGCACCUGAUUGUUUUCAUUUCAGUUCAAAAGGUCAUGAAGCUGCUGCUGUUGAACUUUGGAAUAAUAUGAUGGAAAAAGUGGGUUAUAAGACAACUCGAUGGGAUUUAGCAGCUACGCUCAAAUGUCCAUCAACAGGCAAUGGAUACAUCUAUACAUCAAAAAACAGUUAA
Rotaria sp. Silwood1 is the source of this 1128-nucleotide messenger RNA. The record is from the annotation of a GenBank genome assembly. Lineage: Eukaryota; Metazoa; Rotifera; Eurotatoria; Philodinida; Philodinidae.